GCGGGAGCGCACGGCGGGGCGCGGCCAACGCUGGGACGCGGAGCUCGGAGGGACGCGGCCGGCGCCCAUGGCGUUCGCGCUGCUGCGGCCAGUCGGCGCGCACGUGCUGUACCCGGACGUGCGGCUGCUAAGCGAGGACGAGGAGAACCGCAGCGAGAGCGACGCGUCGGACCAGUCGUUCGGCUGCUGCGAGGGCCUGGAGGCGGCGCGGCGCGGCCCGGGCCCCGGGGGCGGGCGGCGGGCGGGCGGCGGCGCGGGCCCCGUGGUGGUGGUGCGACAGCGGCAGGCGGCCAACGCGCGGGAGCGGGACCGCACUCAGAGCGUGAACACGGCCUUUACGGCGCUGCGCACGCUCAUCCCCACCGAGCCGGUGGACCGCAAGCUGUCCAAGAUCGAGACGCUGCGCCUGGCAUCCAGCUACAUCGCGCACCUGGCCAACGUGCUGCUGCUGGGCGACUCGGCCGACGACGGGCAGCCGUGCUUCCGCGCCGCCGGCAGUGCCAAGAGCGCCGUCCCCACCGCCGCCGACGGCGGCCGCCAGCCGCGCUCCAUCUGCACAUUCUGCCUCAGCAACCAGCGCAAGGGGGGUGGCCGUCGUGAACUGGGGGGCAGCUGCUUAAAGGUGAGGGGGGUGGCCCCCCUUCGAGGGCCGCGGAGAUGAGCCUGGACCCUGGAGAAGGAGGCCGGGAGCCAGCCACUGGCUGUACAGGGAAGAAGACCCCAGGAGCCGAGCCCACCCCUUCUUUGUGUGGGGACCAGGGGACCAUGGCCUGGGUCCAGGACACUCUGGGCAGGGCCCUCGGGACAUCUCCACCCGAUCCUGGAGAACUGUGAGGAUCCAUUCAGCCUGCGCAGCUCUGGCUGGUCAGAGACAAGGCAGAACUUUUGGAAAAACACAGACUGUUGGUGACAGAGGGUGUAUGUGUGUGUCUGUGCGUGAGUGUGAGUGUGUGUGAGAGAGAGAAUUGGUGAGUUUAAAAUAAAAGCUAUUUUUAAAUAAAAGACGUCGUUCUGAGCUGAGGAGGGGGCCUGUGGACAUCGGAGGUCAGAGGUGGGCCCUCCCCUGGACUUAGAGAGAGGCACAGAUGUUCCAGGGGCUGCCCUGAGCCCUGGAGGGGUGGGGCUGGGGAAGACAGGCAGAGCCCCCUCUCCGGGAGCCAUAACCAAACCUUCCUCAGUCUGCUAUUUAUCAGAUGUUCUUAACAACUGUUAGGUGUCUGGUAUGGUUGGUAAAGAAAUCUUAAUUUUA
This is a messenger RNA of Cercocebus atys (sooty mangabey), 1249 nucleotides long. RefSeq names its product transcription factor 15 (basic helix-loop-helix) (gene TCF15). Gene Ontology annotation, biological process: developmental process; regulation of transcription by RNA polymerase II. The transcript is spliced from 2 exons. Gene Ontology annotation, molecular function: DNA-binding transcription factor activity, RNA polymerase II-specific; protein dimerization activity; RNA polymerase II transcription regulatory region sequence-specific DNA binding. The record is from RefSeq and is a predicted model, not a curated record. NCBI's taxonomy places the organism in Eukaryota, Metazoa, Chordata, Mammalia, Primates, Cercopithecidae. Bases 68 to 661 code for a protein of 197 amino acids.